AAGUGGUCGCCACUACAAAAGGCAGCCCUGAAACGUCUUCACUGGGCUUAUUUCAGGAGUGUGAAACAUGAGUCCCAAAGCAAAGAAGACAAGUGUUGCACUUUGCUGGGCCACAGCGCUUCUUCUGACUUGCACUUUGAAGGUGGACUCUUACCGUCUGAGGAAGGCAGAUCACAGGAAAGAUGCUCCAGAGGUCAAGGCCGCAGGCCUGAGACGGGGCAGAAUUGUAUUUGGGAAGAACCCUCAGGCCAUGGACGCCAAGACAUCAAACUCUUCUGACAACAAUUACCAAGCUGAUGUUCCUGCAGCACCAGUGCAGCAGGAAGCAUUAUGGAGUUCUCUGGAUUGUGCUGCUGAGCAGAUGAAGCUGAGGGUCCAAGCACCAGGACUUCAACACAUCAGUGUGCAGCAAGCUAAUGGCCGUCCGUUGCCUUUGUCCCUCGUGCCUCCAACCUGUGGCUACAACAUGCUCUGGAACUCUGGUGGGUUCCUCAUGUUGGUUCCUUAUGGUGGCUGCCACAUGCUUCAACAGGGGGGAAGUUUUGUGCUGCCAAUGCUUUGGCAGGAACUUCCUGUGUCUCUCUGGUGCCCCAAACCUCCUGGGACAACUGCAGCGCCAUCAGAUCUUCAAGUCCAAGUCCCUCCUUUUCUGCUCCACAACCCGGAGAUGCCUACUUGGCCCCAAGCCCGAGUUGCACCCGUCGUCCCUCAGAGCCGCAAGUCGCCCUCUGAACCCCAGGUCCAAACCCUCCCCUCUGGGCCUCAGUACAGCAAGUUGCCUUCAGAGCCCCGGGUCCAAAUGAUCCCACCCGGGUCGGACUUCCCCGUGGCCGCUGUACCGCAGGACCCUAAGUUACCCCCUGACUCCCACGUCCACACCCUUCCCCCCGGGUCUCUGCUUCCCUUCCCACCAGUGCCUCAUAACUACAUGAUGCACCAGGUCCCAAUGGGGCACACAGCUCCUCAGAAACCCUAUGUUCAUCAACAUCACACGGUGCCACAAGUGGGUCAGUACUCUCUCUUCAAUCCUCAUGCCUGGCAUUUUGUGGGAUAUCAGCCACCUCCUGGGAAACACCCACCCACCCAGAAGGACCCUAGAAAUCCAGGAAUGCAGUCACAUAUUCCCUAUUUUCACUGGCAUCCUCACUACCCUCACUACCCUCUCAAUGACCCUCACUACCCUCUCAAUGACCCUCACUACCCUCUCAAUGACCCUCACUACCCUCUCAAUGACCCUCACUACCCUCUCAAUGACCCUCACUACCCUCUCAAUGACCCUCACUACCCUCUCAAUGAACCUCAUUACCCUCCCAGUGACCCUCACUACGCUCCAAAGCAGACUAGAAGACCAGGACCAACCACAACUGCAGCACCUUUCCAGAUCCCCCCAGAGCUAAUUCCCUCUUAUCGGGACUUCAUGGCGAUGCUUGAUGCUCAAUGAAUGUGGCUCCAAUAAAUGUGUUAAAAAAAACCAAAAAAGCUACCCUGGUACUUGUGUCAUCUUCUGUAACUAUUCUGGAAAUGGAGCACGUACUAUAGUCAAAUGUUAUGUUAGAUGUGUACCAUUGCAGUGUUUUGCUACAUUUGAGUAAGCUAACAUACCCAGAGACGUCCUAGCCUUCUAGCACACAUAAUUCAACUAAAUGUUCUUUUUCUGUAGUGACAUCUUUAUUGGAUCAUUACGUUGAAAAAUAGGUGUUAUUUCUAGAAUCGGUCUGAGCCUGUUCUCUGCCAUGUUCGAUGCACCUACCCAAGAAAAUUAUAAAUGUCUAAAUUGUUUUCAUAUUUCAAUUUAUUAACUAAAAUGUGUAAUGUUUGCAGUGAAGUUCUAUAGAUCAGUGUUGAACCAUAGGGCCAGGGCCCAUUGAGCCGCGAGCGCCCUCUC
Nerophis lumbriciformis (worm pipefish) is the source of this 1885-nucleotide messenger RNA. RefSeq lists its product as uncharacterized. The record is from RefSeq and is a predicted model, not a curated record. Lineage: Eukaryota; Metazoa; Chordata; Actinopteri; Syngnathiformes; Syngnathidae.